Molecule: messenger RNA, 1133 nt
Organism: Oncorhynchus kisutch (coho salmon)
Lineage: Eukaryota; Metazoa; Chordata; Actinopteri; Salmoniformes; Salmonidae
Product: serine-aspartate repeat-containing protein D-like
Exons: 3
Coding region: 1-975 (324 amino acids)
Source: RefSeq, a predicted model, not a curated record
AUGGAUAUGGAUCGAACACCUGAGAAAACAACAGCCCAACAGCAUAAUAACACAAGCAGUAGAGUGGAGCCCCCAGGACAGAAGAAGAGAUGGCUGUCCAAGGACAACAUGGACCACAUGGACAACAUCUUGAUGAACCUGACACGAGAGCUGAACUGCAUUGGGCCAGAAAAGACCGUGAGAGAAGGAGAGAGCGAAACGGACAAAGAGGACCAACCCCAGGUCUCAGACAGUGAUAAGGAAAGGCCUAACUGGGAGGACCAACCCCAGGUCUCAGACAGUGAUAAGGAAAGGCCUAACUGGGAGGACCAACCCCAGGUCUCAGACAGUGAUAAGGAAAGGCCUAACUGGGAGGACCAACCCCAGGUCUCAGACAGUGAUAAGGAAAGGCCUAACUGGGAGGACCAACCCCAGGUCUCAGACAGUGAUAAGGAAAGGCCUAACUGGGAGGACCAACCCCAGGUCUCAGACAGUGAUAAGGAAAGGCCUAACUGGGAGGACCAACCCCAGGUCUCAGACAGUGAUAAGGAAAGGCCUAACUGGGAGGACCAACCCCAGGUCUCACACAGUGAUAAGGAAAGGCCUAACUGGGAGGACCAACCCCAGGUCUCAGACAGUGAUAAGGAAAGGCCUAACUGGGAGGACCAACCCCAGGUCUCAGACAGUGAUAAGGAAAGGCCUAACUGGGAGGACCAACCCCAGGUCUCAGACAGUGAUAAGGAAAGGCCUAACUGGGAGGACCAACCCCAGGUCUCAGACAGUGAUAAGGAAAGGCCUAACUGGGAGGACCAACCCCAGGUCUCAGACAGUGAUAAGGAAAGGCCUAACUGGGAGGACCAACCCCAGGUCUCAGACAGUGAUAAGGAAAGGCCUAACUGGGAGGACCAACCCCAGGUCUCAGACAGUGAUAAGGAAAGGCCUAACUGCUCUAUGACAGAGUAUAAUAUAAAUGGGUCGUUUUGUUUCAACUUGUAGUUAAUUUAGGUAUGACAAAGUGUCAGAGGGUGUGUUUUUGGAGGGAGGGUGUAGACCAGAGACUUGUAUUGUACUGUGACUGCCAUGUCUGCCUGUCUGUAAACAUUACCCUACCUGGCCUCAAUUUGUAAAUCAUUCUAACAAAUCCAUUCAAAUGU